Messenger RNA from Colletotrichum truncatum, 1011 nucleotides. Its product is annotated as pectate lyase A 1. NCBI's taxonomy places the organism in Eukaryota, Fungi, Ascomycota, Sordariomycetes, Glomerellales, Glomerellaceae. Gene Ontology annotation, molecular function: pectate lyase activity. The record is from RefSeq and is a predicted model, not a curated record.
AUGAGAUUCAACGCCCCAGCUUUCCUCAGCGUUUUCGCAAGCGUCGCUACAGCCAACCCCCUUGACUGGUUUGGCAUCGCCUCCUGGGAUGUGGAAGGGUUUGCCAAAGACAACCCGCUCGGUAAGACCACGGGAGGCAAAGGUGGCCCAACCGUGACCGUGACGAGCGUCCCGGAGCUCCAGACUGCUGUCACGGGAGCUGACCCAAAGACUAUCGUCCUGAAGGGCGAGUUUGUCCUUCCGGCUCGUCUCAAGGUCGGCUCUAACAAGAGCCUUGUCGGGUACAAGACGACAGCGCACAUCACCGGCAAGGGCGUUGACGUCUUCAACUCGACCAAUGUUAUCCUGCAAAAUCUCAAGAUCAGCCAUAUCCUUGACAAUGACUGCAUCACUAUCCGCAAUUCCACAAGGGUCUGGGUUGACCACAAUGAAUUCACUUCAGACAUUACCAAGGGACCUGACUUUUACGACGGCCAGGUUGACAUCAUCCGCGCCUCGGACUGGGUCACCGUCUCCUGGAACUACUUCCACGACCACUGGAAGUCCUCUCUCGUCGGCAACGACGCCACCUUCCGCGACCUCGACUCCGGCCACCUGCACGUUAGCUACCACCACAACUACUGGAAGAACAUGGGCACGCGUGGACCUGCUGGACGUUUCGGCCACCAGCACAUCUACAACAACUUGUAUGAGGACUUCCUCUACCAAGCCAUCCAUUCGCGCUCCGACAACCAGGUUCUCGUCGAAGGCAACGUCUUCCGCGGAAACACGCGCGAAGCUCUCAGCACGUACGGGCUUGUUAUUCCCGAUGACUCCCCAAACACUUGCACCUGCGGUGAUGAGGAAUUGGAUGGGUUUGCCAACCUUGGUGCCCGUAACGACUGGGGCAAGGCUGGCGUCAACAUUACCCGGAAGGGCGACUUUUACAAGGCCCCCUACAAGUUCAAGCUUACCCCUCUCCCUCUUCUUGCGCCCAUCAUCAAGCUUGGUGCUGGAAUCGGAAGGAUUUAG